AUGAAGCUGUCAUUCAUCUUUGCUGGUUUGACUCUUAUUUGUAUAGUGCACUCAGCAAAAUUGUUAUCAUCGACACGUCGUUCAUUGAUUCUACCGGAUUAUUCUGACGAAGACGGCAGCGAGGAAAAUACUGAAACUAAAUCAACAAAGUCAGUUUCGACAACUCCAACAAGAAAUCGUUUUGUAUAUUCAACUCGACCAUCAUGGAUGAUGCAACGUACAUCAUCAAUGACAACAACAACAAAUAGUGAUGAUGAAGUUGUUGAUCUAAAUGAUAGUGAAAAUUAUUUAACAAAUAUUCGUAAAUUCUUCAAGAAAACACUCGAAGAUCUGAGAAAACUAUUGAAAAAUAUUACUGGAUAUGAUAUUGUUCAAGCAAUACAAAAAUGCUCUCAACCUUUCAGUAGACAUAUAUCUAACGAAGAAAACACAACAACAGCAUCACCAAAUCGCCAAAAAGUUAAUCAAAUAUUGAACGAAUUCGGUCUUGAUCCAGCUGAUUAUAUUUUCGAUUCAUCGUUAGAAUUGACAUCUGAUUUUUCUUCGGCUUUACCCAAAGACCUAACACAGUCACAGCAAUUGAAUAUUCAACUAAGAUCAUCAGCGCGACAACAUAAAUACGUGCAACGACCACCACCUCCACCACCAAUAGUUAAUCGUCAAAAAUCUCUAUCACGAUCAUCAAGCGGAAUGAGUCAAACAGAUUUUCCCGCACAUCGAGCACCACCACCACCACCACCACCGCCAGCUCCUACUUCUUCUUCAUUUCCUCAACGAGAUUCAGAUAAAUACAAAUCCAAUAUGACAACUCAAGAUUAUUUACAACGAAUCGACACAGCUGAUAAUCCGCCUGUGAAAGUAGUGAAACCAAAUACACAAGACCUAAUCUAUAAAAAAGAGAUUCGCAUUCGCUAUUUACAACCUCCGACACCUCCACCACCAGCACCCAUUAUCAUUCGUGAAAAACAUUUACCAUCAGCUCCACCGCAAUCGCCACUUCUUAUUCGUGAAAGAAAACCAGAGCCAGCCACACCACCACCAUUGACCAUUCGUGAACGACCACCAAGUCCACCACCUUUAUUAGAACCUUGUAUCAUCGAUAAAACUCUGCCACCACCACCGCCGCAACCUCGUCAAGUGAUUAUCGAGCGUUUACCAACUCCACCACCAAAACCGCGUACAGUCAUCUUUGAAAAAUGGUUACCCUACAAAAAAGUCAAACGCCCCAUUCUAUUAGAAAAGGCUCCACCUCAACCGCCUGUUCCGCCAACGCGAAACGUCAUCAUUGAAUAUGAGCCACUGAAAGCUUAUACAGUUCGACGUGUCAUUGAAGAAGGCUUAUUUCGUGUUGAUCCAACACAAUAUACAAAUUAUAGUGCACAAGCUGAUGGAAAUGUACGUAUCGUCGAUCGUAUUGAUGAUUUACCACCACCAAGUGAAGCAUUAAUGCGCAUAUUGAAAGAAUAUAGCCAAAAUGAUGUAGCUGAUUAUAACACAGAAUCAUUAUCAAAUAUGGAACAAUUGAUGCAAGUAUCAAGUUUAUCAAGUGCAUCAUCUCACAACAGAGAACGUGUUCUCUCAUCAGGUCAAAAUCGGUUGAUCCCUAGUCCAGUCUCAGCACCACUUCCAUUUAAUCAAACGAGAAGUUCGAAUAAUUCAUCACGACUUCAUACACCUAUUAAUAGUUCAACAUUAAAUAUUGAAGAUGCGUAUUAA
Messenger RNA from Rotaria socialis, 1716 nucleotides. The record is from the annotation of a GenBank genome assembly. NCBI's taxonomy places the organism in Eukaryota, Metazoa, Rotifera, Eurotatoria, Philodinida, Philodinidae.